AUGGAUAUGGAUCCAGGCGAAGGUACUUCGGAUGGUCGUGUACGACGCAAGCCAGGCAGUGUUGUAGUCGAAAUAAAGCGAGAGUCGGACAUCAAGGAAGAGCCAUUAGAUGACCCUGAAUUCGAUUUGGUGACAUCGCCGAAUGAUAGAUUUGCAGCAGAUGCAGUGGAAGCGAACAUCGAAUUGACAACUGAUGAGUUUCCCCAUUCUUGCCUGAAAUGUAGACAACGAUUUGCCACCGAAGACGCCCAAAAAUCGCAUGAAAAGCGCUGCAAACGACGUCGAUAUGAAUGUUAUCUCUGCGAAUACAAAAGUUUCAACAAAGGCAAUCUCAAAAGAUAUAUGCAAGCAAAACACACAGGUGAAUGUAAAUUUCAAUGUGGAAUAUGCGGGAAGAAAUGUAUCUAUAAAGGUAAUCUCAAUCGACAUUUAGCCAUCCAUCGUGAUCAGUUCCCAUUCCGAUGCACCAAGUGUCGACGUGAAUUCAUACAAGCAGCGGAUAAAACAGCACACGAAAUGAUCUGCAGCCGACGUCAAUAUCAGUGUUACAUAUAUUGGUUAUGCAUAUGGAUCCAGGCGAAGGUACAUCGGAUGGACGUGUACGCCAAGUUGGAAAAUGUUGCAGUCGAAAUCAAACGAGAAUCAGACAUUAAAGAAGAACCAUCAGAUGACAGUGAAUAUGGUUUUGUAACACAAUGGAAUGACAGAUUUGAAACAGAUGCAGUAGAAGUGACAUCGAACAUCGAACUGGUGGACCAAUAUGAAUCGGAUUUCGUUCCCGACUUUGAUUUGAAUGGUGUAAAAGAGAAAGUGAAGUGCGAAGAAGAGAAGCCAGAAAAAGAAAGAGAUUUGUCAGCAAAUUCGAGUUCGAAGGAAGAUGAACUGAGUGCUCUUGACAGCAAAGGUGGUGAGUCAGUGGUCAAAUCAAACGUCAACCGCGAGAAGCCCUACACGUGCGAUGUCUGUUUGAAAAGACAACGAUUUGCCACCAAAGAGGCCAAAAAGCGCUGCAAAUGUCGUCGAUUUGAAUGUUAUCUCUGCGAAUACAAAAGUUUCACCAAAUUCAAUCUCAAAAGCCAUAUGCAAGCAAAACACACCGGUGAACGUCAACUUCAAUGUGAAGUAUGCGGGAAGAGAUGCAUCCAUAAAGGCCAUCUUAAUAAACAUUUAGCCACCCAUCGUGAUCUAUUCCCAUUCGGUUGUACCAAGUGUCGCCGAGGAUUCACACAAGCAGAGGAUAAAACAGCACACGAAAUGAUCUGCAGCCGACGUCAAUAUCAGUGUUACAUAUGUGAAUAUUCCACGCUGCAAACGACCAACCUACGUUAUCAUAUACGAGUCCAUCAUACAGGGGAGAAACCAUUCGAGUGCAAGUGGUGUGACAAGAGUUUCAUUCGAAAGGACGAGGCCAAAUUGCACAUGAAACGCAUUCAUCAAUCCAAAAAAUAA
Messenger RNA from Sitodiplosis mosellana (orange wheat blossom midge), 1449 nucleotides. RefSeq names its product gastrula zinc finger protein XlCGF57.1-like. Gene Ontology annotation, biological process: regulation of transcription by RNA polymerase II. Gene Ontology annotation, molecular function: RNA polymerase II cis-regulatory region sequence-specific DNA binding; DNA-binding transcription factor activity. NCBI's taxonomy places the organism in Eukaryota, Metazoa, Arthropoda, Insecta, Diptera, Cecidomyiidae. The record is from RefSeq and is a predicted model, not a curated record. Bases 1 to 1449 code for a protein of 482 amino acids. The transcript has 5 exons.